GGCUCAAUCCUCGAAGAAAAUUCUUGGGGAGAUGUGUAAAGGUGUGGGGGAAUUUUCCAAAAAUUCUUCAAGGUUCCAAUUAGCUACCCAGCUCAUUGGUCCCUCUACGGGAGAAGAGGCUUCUAUGAGCACGUUUCUCAUUCCAUUCAUCUUGUUCACUUCGUUUAUUUGGUGGUUUGGGAAUAGUGGAAGAUGAAACUGAAGAGGAGGAAGUUGAAGGGCCAUCAUAAUCAAAAUUGUCAGCAUCAUUGGUUUUGGUAUUCUUUAAAAUAAAAAUUUU
This is a messenger RNA of Meloidogyne enterolobii, 280 nucleotides long. NCBI's taxonomy places the organism in Eukaryota, Metazoa, Nematoda, Chromadorea, Rhabditida, Meloidogynidae. The record is from the annotation of a GenBank genome assembly.